This is a messenger RNA of Mugil cephalus (flathead mullet), 2669 nucleotides long. RefSeq lists its product as uncharacterized. The record is from RefSeq and is a predicted model, not a curated record. Lineage: Eukaryota; Metazoa; Chordata; Actinopteri; Mugiliformes; Mugilidae. The transcript is spliced from 14 exons. Bases 473 to 2533 code for a protein of 686 amino acids.
AUCUUGACGAUACUUAUUUCCGCCCAGUAUGUUUUUUUACAGCGGCUGUUUUCAUUGGUCGCGCCCCCGGCAAAAGGAGAUUGGUUGCGUGAUAAACGUCAACAAAUUAGACGCUACUGUAUCUGCUGUAUUUUGAAAUAUUGCUCGUUACACGCAAAUUUUGUCACGCAACAUUUUCCUACUCACGAGUACAUGUUGUUCUCAGCAACGUUAGCCACUGUUGCCCGUUGUCACAAACGUUUAAAAGCAUUUAUAGACGUUUAUGACCGCGUUUAAGUGGCGCGUGACAUAUUUUUUUAGUAGUUGGUCCUCGCGCACAUUUGCAUGUUUUAUGCUACGUUAGUUAACGUUAGCUUCUUAGCGUAACAUUAAGCUAAUUAUACACUCUAAUACACACAAACAAUAGCUUUGUUGUUUACACACUCACUGCGGUUACAUAUUAUAUUUUAUCUAGUAACCUCAGCCGUUUAAAAUGAAUUGGGUCGGUGGUUCUAGGAACCGUUUAGUGAUGAGGAAUGAUGCGAAAAAACAAAGGGAGUUUUUUGAAAAGAGAAAAAUGCAACAGAAACUGAAAAACCUGGGAAUAAGUCUGCCGACGUCCUCCCCGGGAGACGGUGGUUCUGCUAGUAUGGACCUGAUGACUUUAUUUAUGGUCAAUCAGAUUGCUGCUAAGAAAGCAUGUAAAGAUCCUCCUAAAGUAGCGGUUUUUGGCAGCUGUAAAAGAGGAUCCAAGCAUAAGAGAAAUGAGCCCAUAGUUCUCCCGAUGAGCCCCUGUUCCCCGUCCCAACUGAGUCUGGUUGAGAGUCAGCCUCACUACAGUGUUCAGGGGAUCAGAAAAAGAAAAACUGUCAUUCCUCAAGGGUUCAAGUGUCGGCAGCUGUCGCCAGUGCUGGAGUCGGCUCUCUCAGAUAGUGGAUCUGACUACUGCCAACCCAUAACUGACCCUGUUGGCCCUUUCUCCUCCACCCCAUCAGCCUCUUCUUCAGGCCGAGGAAUGUUCCCCCUGCAGCUGGAUUUACAGAAGCAACAACCGCCACCCCAUUUCUCCCCUGCACCCUGGGACAAGUCACUUCUAGAGCAGGCUAAGUUUCAGCCUUUCUCCCAGCCAAGAGUUAUGACGGACACUACCCCUUGGUCCUGUGGAACCAACAAACCCUUCUUCAAACUGAGGACCCCGACAGCGGCGCGUGUCCUCUUUGGAAGUCCAGAACAACAUAAAUCAGAGGAGAGAGAGGCCGCGAGACAUGCAGCCCCCUUCCCCCUCAGCCAACCAGAGGACACAGAGCCCCUGAUGGACUUCACGUUCAGCCAGUCCGGAGCUAAAGAGCCGUUUCAGGAGGACGUCUUCAGUGGAUUUAGCCAUGAAGACUGUGAAAGUGAAGCUUCUCGUUUUGCGAGUGCAAAAUCUAAAAUAUACCUCACAGACAAAACACCAAUCAGAUCUUCAACGCCGCAAACUGUGCCUGACCCCGAGUGCAUGGGAAUGGAGCUCUCCAACUGUACUGACACGAGUUUUUCAUGUCUUGGACACAACUCUGGGCCGAGGAAUGGCCUCGACGAUUCACCAAGUUACCCCUGUAGUAGAGGCUGCCUUAGUUCAGACUCAAAUGAUGAUGAAGAAUGCUGUCAGCCGUGUCUCCAGGCCUGCGUUUCCUGUAGGGAUUGUGCCUGUAGUGCAGAUACUCUAAACACAAACGACGGCUUCCAGAGGAAUCUGGAACAAACACAAUCCAGGCCUCUCAGUCCACUAAUAAAACCCAAAGUGAACUUCAAAGAUGAACAAAAAGUUUUGGAGAACACGGCUAGCCCACAUAGAGUCUGCGAAAGUAAAGGCCACGAUGAUAAAAGCAGCACAGCUCAGUUUUUAUCCCCUCAGACUUCGAGCUCGAAACUGUGCGACUGCAAGAAAACAUCCACAGAAACUCAAGACGCGGGAACUCAGACGGCAGACAGCCCCGCAGCGGAGACGCGCGACGCUUCGACUCAGUGCGGCUUUGUUUCAGACAGCGGGACCGAAGCUCCCGGGUUCAGCUUUUAUCUGCCAAAUGUUGACAUGUCAGAACAGCGUCUCGCCACGGGGAGGCAGAUUGAUGCUGCCACGGAGCCAGACGCACUCGCGCAAGAGUCGAGGAGUGAAGGGAGCAUGAAGACACGGAAGCCUGGUUCCCUGUCAGACAGCAACAAAUUCACUGCCGCCAACUGUGGCAGAGUGACCCCGCAGCGGCACGCAAACCCCUUUCCAGACGUCUCGAGCGAGACUGUUAGCGGAGGUAACGCACGGAUGGGAAAUAUUCUGCUUCUCGUCUGCGUUACAGGGAGCUGCUUUGUUAAAUGGCCAUUUUCCUGCUCUCCGGUUUCUAAUUUAGGUAAUGAGAAUGGAAAGAGCCGAGAUGAGCGAGGGCACCGUGAGAACGGCCCUCUGAUGAAAGACCCAUCUGCCACCAGAGUUAACGGACUCUCAGAGGAGGCAGAGACGUUACAAGAAAUAGCCGACAUUUUGAUCCUGCUGAAGCAGAGGAAGAACGAAGGAUGAUGGAAAGAAGGUAGACGAAUGAAUGAAACAAGAAUUAGUCUUUUCAUUUAAUUUUUUUGUUUUAAUGCAGUAAAACCACACAAGUCACAGUGCUUGUUCUCAAUGUAUCAGAAUAAAGCACCACAGCCUCACUUAA